Messenger RNA from Numida meleagris (helmeted guineafowl), 1817 nucleotides. RefSeq names its product IQ motif containing J (gene IQCJ). Bases 130 to 483 code for a protein of 117 amino acids. NCBI's taxonomy places the organism in Eukaryota, Metazoa, Chordata, Aves, Galliformes, Numididae. The transcript has 4 exons. The record is from RefSeq and is a predicted model, not a curated record.
UGUCCAUCGCACGAUGUAUUACGCCUGGCUGAUCCAUUUCCCCUGCUAUUGAGUGGUAGGCUGUGGAUUAGUACCUCGAGCCAACGCAGAGCCUGCAUGGGAGCGUAAUAGGAUCCUGCAUCAUUUUUAAUGGAAGAGCUCAGAAGGCUCCAGAACUCCCUGGAACAGGUCAAUGAUGGCAAAUACUCACUUCAAAGCCAUCAGCUUGCCAUGGAUGAGGAAAAUAAUAUUGAAAAAUACCAUAUCAACUUACAGCCCUUGGAAACAAAAGUGAAAAUCAUCCAGCGCGCAUGGCGGGAGUACCUGCGGCGCCAGGACCUGCGCCCCGAGCAGCUGGGCAAGCGCAGCCCAUCGCCGCCCUCCCUGUCCUCCGACAAGAUGAGCAGCUCCAUCAGCAUGAACACCUUUUCCGACAGCAGCACCCCGGUGAGUGCGGCCUCGGGCGCGCCGAUCUCUUUGCUCCUUUUUGCUGGUUCCCACUGAGGACUUUGGGGGGACGUGGAAGUUGUUGCAGUGUCGUGCAAGGGGACGGCUGAGCGCCGUGACCGGGUGUCGGUCUUGUGCAAGUGAGACGUAGAUCUUGGAAGCGCUGGGCACUGCACACAGCACUGGUGCUCUUGGUGGGGAAAAAAGAUGUUUCCCAAGUGUUUUGGUUUUUCUGCAGGAAGCGAAGAUCUUCCCUUCAGUUUGUGUUUGGUAUUUCGUGUUGGUGUUCUCCAAAAGGAAAAAGUGGCAAAUUCUGGUGUUUUUCCAAGAAAUCAGGGUGUUUUCUGGCAUUCUUUUGUCUGACUGAAAGAGACUUGGGGAAGUUGAUCUGGGGAUUAAAAAUUAAACUUGAUUUUGGAAGAAAUGCACCACCCUGCAGCCUGGGAAGCUACUGGUGGAGGCUGUGCUUCUCUUGUUACUGUGACUCUAAACCAGGAGCCCAAAUACAGAGCCAAUUUUAGAAAAUACUAUGUGGCUUUGUGACUAUCCCUGGCGUAGGGGUUUUUUAGGUCAAUAAAUCAGCAGAUAGAUAUCGAGCCUAUAAAUACUGCUUUCAGCUUGGAGACAGCGUACAUCUGUUUUGAAGAAACGGUGGACCCAGGUGCAGAAAGUCAUUCAGUAGUUGCAAAAAAUACAGGAGGUAGAAACGGCCGCAGUGCAUGUCAGGCUGUCCCAGUAAAUAAGGGUGAGGUACACCGCGUUGUCCGGCUGCAGCACGUGGGGCAGCUGGGGGCACGCUCUGCGGGUUGUUGGCACGAGGGCAUGGUGCUUAGUUAUGGAAGCUUUGGUGGUGGUCACAGGGAAGCGCGUGGUGGCUUCCAAAUUCACUGCAUAGCAAAGAAGCCAUUGACAGUGGGUUCUUAAAACAGAUGAGGCCUCUGCGCGAGGAGGUGGUGACUGUUAGUUGAACUUUGCCUUCAGAGCAUGUUAGCUGAAUCCAGAGCUGGAAAAAUGCCGUGUGGUGUAGGAAACUGCAUGGUCCCAGAGAUCCGCCAUGACUUCUUUGUGCUUCUGGUCUGUGAAUUAGGAGGAUGCUUCAAGUCCUUCCUCCAUCGGGCUGCGUUAUCCAGGUUAAACCUGACAUAGAGGCAGACUGCUUCCCGCUGCUGCUAUUUUUGUGGCACGGCGGUCGGGCAGGCGGCAUCAGGUUUGACAGCAUUUAAUGAAAUAUUACUGAGAGCGCACUGCUUUAUUUUUAGUUGCCUCAUGCUCAUUGCUGGAAGCCAGGAUGAUAAAGCGUGUCUCAGUAUUGGGUUAUGUGCUGAUGUUUCUCCUGUUAAGCAAAUUAAGCUCCUGUAAUGAGAGAAAUAACCUGGGGGCUAGCUGUUACC